Messenger RNA from Trichoderma asperellum CBS 433.97, 1083 nucleotides. It is a transcript of the gene PG1, whose product is annotated as Polygalacturonase 1. Lineage: Eukaryota; Fungi; Ascomycota; Sordariomycetes; Hypocreales; Hypocreaceae. Gene Ontology annotation, biological process: pectin catabolic process. Gene Ontology annotation, cellular component: extracellular region. Gene Ontology annotation, molecular function: polygalacturonase activity. The record is from RefSeq and is a predicted model, not a curated record.
AUGCCUUCCUUCGGAUUUUUUCUCGCUGCGUUGGUGGCUACGGCUGCUGCAAAGCCUGCUUAUGUUGCUCCCCGGGCUAGCUGCACCUUCACUGACGCUGCAACAGCAAUUAAACAGAAGGCAUCAUGCAGUACAAUUACGUUGAACAGCAUCGCUGUUCCGGCUGGUGAGACUCUAGAUCUGACUGGUCUCAAGGACAACACCAAUGUCAUUUUUGCCGGAAAGACCACCUUUGGCUACAAGGAAUGGGCUGGCCCUCUAGUGGCAAUCUCAGGCAAUGGGAUUCAGGUACAGGGCGCCUCUGGACAUACCAUUGACUGUGCUGGCCAACGAUGGUGGGAUGGCAAAGGUUCAAACGGCGGAAAGACAAAACCAAAGUUUUUUAGUGCCCAUAACCUCAAAAACUCCAACAUCAAGUCGCUUAAUGUCUUGAACACGCCGGUUCAAGCUUUCAGCAUCAACUCGGUGACCAAUCUUGGCUUGUACAAUAUCAACAUGGACAACUCUCUCGGCGACACCGAGGGCGGACACAACACGGAUGCUUUCGACGUUGGCUCUUCGACCGGGGUAUACAUCUCUGGAGCCAUUGUCAAGAACCAGGACGACUGCUUGGCUAUCAACUCCGGUACCAACAUUACUUUUACUGGGGGAAACUGCUCCGGUGGGCAUGGCCUGUCCAUUGGGUCGGUUGGUGGCCGAAGCGACAACACAGUUAAAACGGUUCGCAUUUUGGACUCGAAAAUCUCCAACUCGCAAAACGGCGUUCGUAUCAAGACAGUUUCUGGAGCGACUGGCUCUGUUUCUGAUAUUGUCUACGAUAACAUCUCCUUGGCAAACAUUGGAACCUAUGGUAUUGUGAUCGAGCAAGAUUACAAAAAUGGUGGGCCGACGGGCACACCUACUGCUGGUGUUCCCAUCACUGGUCUUACUGUCAAUAAGGUCGUUGGCACAGUUCAGAAGGGCGGCACGAAUGUAUACAUUCUGUGCGCUGCUUGUUCUAACUGGACCUGGACCAACAAUGCAGUUACCGGAGGCACCAAGACCAAGACAAAUAAGGGCAUUCCCAAAGGAGUCUCUAUUUAA